Kalmanozyma brasiliensis GHG001 is the source of this 4032-nucleotide messenger RNA. Its product is annotated as WD40/YVTN repeat-like-containing domain protein. The record is from RefSeq and is a predicted model, not a curated record. Lineage: Eukaryota; Fungi; Basidiomycota; Ustilaginomycetes; Ustilaginales. The transcript has a single exon. Gene Ontology annotation, molecular function: protein binding. Gene Ontology annotation, biological process: autophagy; response to starvation. Gene Ontology annotation, cellular component: cytoplasm. The coding region runs from base 1 to 4032 and encodes 1343 amino acids.
AUGAGCCCUCGCUCUCACGAUUCCAAUGCCUCCUCGACAAAACCAAAGAAGAAAAACGUUGAUUCUGCCUCCUCGCCCUCGGUGAACGCAAGCUCGGUCUCAAGCUCGCCUCCGAUCGCCCCUGCUGAUUCCAAGCAGGGUGUUCGCUCGAUCGAAUCUGCACCUGCUGCCUCCGAAGCUGUCCACCAAGAUGCACGCGCAGGUGGUUCGGCUUCCGCUUCAGCUGCUUUGGCGCCUCGAUCCUUUGUAGCAUCCGCACUCAAGCCAGUAUCGACCAUCGAGACGGUCACUUCCACCAUCUCUUCCCUCUCGCAGCAGGCAAAUCGCGGCAUCUCGAAUCUCAUCGCGGCUCACUCCAACAAUCCUGCUUCGCCUCAAGCCAUUCCCGCCGCCGACCAGACGAGCGCUCUUCGCACCGAUGGCUCCGUCUCUCCCAUCUAUGACGCCUUUCACAAUGCAGGCACUGGUCCUGAUCCAAACAGCAUCGAGGCUGCCCUUCGCUCGGCACAUCAGGUCGACCAGCCACGGCCUCACAUCCUUUGGUCACGCUGGGACCGCAUUCCCCUGACAUCUCGCCCACUCAGGUUUGCACCACUUUUAAUCUCCUAUUUUGAUGACGGCACCCUUCAAGCGCUUCUCGUUCAAGAUCGCAACAUCACCGAGCUGCUCUCGCUCCCCAAUGCGGCAGAUGCCUUGCUCGACCGUCCUGCCUCGUCUUCUAAUGCAAGCUCCAAGCUUUUGACUGCUGUGGUUCGGCCUCCUGCUGUCGACUGCACUGAUCCGCAGCUGCUUGUGGUGCUGCAGGAACCCGACAAUGCGACAUGCUUGCUUGCUUAUUCUCUCUCGGCUCAUCAGGUGCAGGCAUCGGCACAUCUUCAGCAUCGCGCCACUUCUCUGCCUCGGCAACCGGAACACGCCGAGACCCGCAGAGACAUCCUCUGGCCACAAGUACAGGCUCAGUGCAACGCGCGAUUUCUCGUGCUCUCCUUUGCUGCUCCUGCGUCCAUUCACGUGCUCUCCACUUCCACCUUGGAAUACGUCUGCGCCCCGAUCCUGGACGUCUCGGCUGCGUCAUCGGAGCGUCCGCCUCCCAUCUCCCUCUCGCAUCGUCUUCUCGCUUUCGCCUGCACCCCCUCAAAGGACAUCUCCACCGUUCGCUCUGAUUCACGGAGGACAUCGAGUGCAGCCUACCAUGACCCAUCGCGCUCCUUCGCAGGCACGCACUCAGAUGCAGCUGGACGCGUCGGGGAAAUGCGCGACAACCUCUUCGAGACCUCGGCACAUGUUGGCGACGCUGCCCGGCGCAUCCGCGGCGGUGUCAUGACCGGCGUGCGCACAAUCGGAGAAUGGGGCAGCUCUUACUGGCCACAAGUUGGCAGUCCGCCGGGCGGAGCGGCCUUCUCCCCUCCGCAACCGAGUUUGCUUUCGCAGUCGGCUCCUCACACGGCUGCGCGCCUCUCACGUCGAACCUCUUCGGCGUCGAGUUCCCCCAUGCUCUCAGCCGUAGACGGUGGCCACGCAGCGAGACGUUUGCCGCCCGCUGGACUAUCAGGUGCGGACAGUGGCGGCGGUCCUGUUCAAGGCGCGUCUACCAACUACGCUGCGUGUGUGCGGGUCAUCGAUCUGGCUGCCUCUGCGCGGGCUGUCUGCACGUUCGCCCCUUUUAGUAACGCGGUCGCUCUGCUCUCCUUGAGCCCCUGCGGUCGUCUGCUGCUCACCGCCGACACGCUUGGACACGCCUUUCACGUUUUCGAGAUGCCGGCGUCGGGCUCGUUCGGGAACGCUGCGCAUCCCUCGUCGUCCGCGCCUGUCUCGCAUCGUUACAAAUUGAUGCGUGGCAUCACUACCGCAGACGCAGUGCACGCCGAGUGGAGUUCGGACGCGCAGUGGGUCGCUGUCGGCACGCACAGCGGCACGGUGCACAUCUAUGCUGUCAAUCCGUUUGGUGGCGCCCCUUUUAUCACUAAUCACGUCCAAGGCAAAAUGAAGAACCCACAGGCGCUUCAGCUCCUCGGGGUAUCGCUCGCCAGCCUUGCAAGAUCUGCGCGACCUUCAGCGCCUUCGCAGCAGGGAACGCUUCCCAAACCAGCCGGCGCGCCCGGACCAGACGCUCCGACAACGCCCAGUACGAUCUUGCUAACGAAGACCGGCUUCCCUUCCUUCUUGCUGCUCGAUUCAGUUCCGCGAAGUCGCCGUUCCGACAACGAUGCAAGCUCUCCAUUCGAGCUGCUGACCAGCGAUGCGCGCACAGCCAGCGUGACUCUUCAUGCGGUCCGCUGUUGGAGCACGCAGACGCAAGCAACGAGUGCCGGCAACAGCAUGGAGCAUGGGCACGCCUCCAGCUCCGACUCAAGUCGUCGUUCUGUCGCAGCCACAUCGCCGCGGUCGUCGGGUCUCUCGCAGAUGAUGCGCAAGGCAGGUGAAGGAUUCCUCCCAUCCCAGCAGCCGCCGCGCUUGCAAGCCGAAUGCGUCCGUAUCGCGCUGUGGGAUCAGCUCUUGCCUGAAGCCGGCGCCGUCACGAGACACACUGUGCCCGCUCUGGAGGAUCUCGCGAGCAUUUCGCGCUCAGCAGGUCAGUCGCAGGCUCCCGUCACAAAGCCUCUAGCAUCGGUGGCCAAGGCCGAGAUCGAGACGUACAGCCAGUCGCCAGCCAUGCUGCCAUCUUCAAUCUUCCUCUCUCGACAAACUUUCUUCCACGCACGCACACGCAACACCAACAAACCGUCCGCCGCAUUGAUGGGGACAAAGGAAUCGCUGCGCUGCAUUCAGCGGCGCGGCUCGCGUCCCAUCCAAGUCCGCAGAACAGCCCGCUUGGUGUCUCGGGAGCCUUCUUCCUCUGAGCCUUCUAGUUCGUUCGAUGACAGCUUGGCAGGUGCUCUCGACCAGAUGUCGUUCGACCCCGAGCAUCUACCGCCACGCAGCGCUUCGGCGCACAUUCCUAGCUUCCCUCAGGGACAACGUGGCCGAUCAGCGGGAUGGACGACGGGCAGUAGCAUACCGAUCCGUAUCGUCUCCAGCGGUCUCGGUGGCAUCUAUCGGGCAGGCAAGGAGCUCGGCCGUGGAGUCGACAUGGCAAGGCGUCGCACAGGUGGUGCUGCUGCCAAUGACGCGACCGAUGGGCGGGCCGAUCUCAAGAGCGCGAACGCGGCGUCGGUCUCUUUCGAAGGAGACACCGAGGUCGACCUGCUGGGCGGAGAUGCAAGUGACGACCGUUCAGAAGGCGAUCGCUAUGACCGAAGCCAUGCAGCUGCGAGACGAAUUGACCAUGGCUCAGCGCGAUCCGACCUGUCGCUGCUGUCUACGCUAGCCAACGAGGCGCCAACCAGAGGCUCGCAGCCGAGCUCGGCUGAGACCCCAUCGACGCGAUUCAGCGAAACCGAGGACCCGUCCGCAGAUGCGGAUGACUGCGAUUGGGACACUCUCGACGCAAGUCGCAGUCCUGCUGCUCCGAUAGCUCCCCAUUUCGACGUCAUGGACACGGACACCGGGUCGAGCAGUAAAAGGGAAGAGCUGCCAGGCAUUCCGGAAGAUCUGGGCAUCAACAGUGCGGACGACGAGUUUACUCUCGGCUUGUUCGAGGAGGACUCCGGCGACGCCACCGUCUUGCAGUCGCGAACGAGCCUGUCUCCACCACAGGAUCUGAGCAACAAGAUCGGGGCGGCGCGACGCGAGCUCGUAUAUGCUCUGCCCUCCGGUGGCUCCACGCGCUCAAGUCUCUUAAGCCAGAGCAGUGGCUUGACGACGAUGGCCGACAAUCGAAGUGAAGGCAAGGCCAGUCAGCCGAGCCCGAGGGAUAGCAGUCCAUCCAACUCGGACGGAGGCGAUAGUGGCAGUGCUGGCUCCGGCAUGCUUUGCGAAGGAAGCAAGGUAACGCAGACUCCUGACAGUCUAUCGGCGUCUGCAGCGGAACCCGUUGCCUCCGACAAGGACGGCCUUCUCAGCAGCAUAGAUGCCGUCAGCGCUGCAAAGCCUAUCUCGAUCAGUACGUCGGGAGGAGGAGCAAAGAAGAAGAAGAAGAAGGGUGGGCGCUGA